Molecule: messenger RNA, 5204 nt
Organism: Ciona intestinalis (vase tunicate)
Lineage: Eukaryota; Metazoa; Chordata; Ascidiacea; Phlebobranchia; Cionidae
Source: RefSeq, a predicted model, not a curated record
GCAAAUUACAGUAAGUUUCCCCUGUCAUAUUAUUGCCGAAACAAAACUGCCUCAAUUUUUAUAAAAUGUAAAGUCAAUGAUGUCAUCAGACAUGCCGGAGCCCUCGACCAAUCAAAGCACAGCAAAGGUGCUGUUUAAUUUCACACCAGGUGUCCCCGCUGAGCUGGAGUUACUCGCCGGAGAUUUUGUGGAAGUUGAAAAAAUUGUCGACGAUUUCUGGUAUUUUGGGACGAAUUUAAAAGAUGGGACACAGGGCCAAUUCCCCAAAGACUUUGUUACAUUCAUCCAACUCCCAACCACCAAACCAUCGGAAAAACUUUUAUUUGCGCUGGAUUCUUUCUUUCCAGAAACAUCUGAAGAUCUUCCAUUUGAAAAAGGUGACAUCAUCGUUAUGGAAUCAAAAAUUGAUGAGUCAUGGGUAAUGGGGCGAUGUAACAAUCAACGCGGAAUGUUCCCGCUCAAUUACACAAUGGAGUUUCGAAAAUCAACGAAAUUAAAAUCAAGAAAUGAAGUUUUGAGCCAAGUACAAGCCACCAUGUCUUUGACUGCCCAGCUCGAUAAUGAGUUAAGUUUCAAAGCUGGGGAAAUUAUCGAUGUUUGUAAAUACGUUGAUGAUGCUUGGGCUGAAGGGAGAAUAGGGGAUCGAACAGGUGUCUUCCCUUUGUCAUUUACCACGAAAAUCUCCAUAAAUAGCGAGCGAAAAAAUAGCGAAAUAUCUUCCAAGAAAAAAAAUUCUGUUAAAAAUGAUCGAAAAGUUGAUGAGAUAUCGUCGACGCUGCAACGGACCGGAGACAAAAGUUGGAAAGUUGAACCUGCUGUAGGUGGAGUGGUUGAAGUCGCUUCAAGUGGGGUUCAACAACAGCGUUGUCUCCAGCAGGACAAUGAUAAGUUGUUUAGUGGUGGGGUGGUUGGCUCGUCAGUUGAACAGCGAAGUGAAAUCAAUGGUGGGAAAGCAAAAGAUCCCAUUGUUACAGAGGGGGAUUCCGUGGUAGCAAAGUUUUCGUAUCAGCGUAGAAACUCGAACGAGUUAUCUUUUAAAGAAGGAGAUAAUAUAGAAGUGAUUGAACGAACUUCGGAUAUGUGGUUGUACGGGAAGAUUAACAACAACUUUGGUUAUAUACCGCGAUCGUAUGUAGCUGAUAGACUCGUCAGUUUAGCCAAGAAAUUAGAAAGUGAUGCCGCGAUCAUGGAUGCUGGGGUUGAAGAAAAAGAGAAAGCAAAGCAAUGUAUCAGCAAAGCUAUAACGGGGAGGCAUGAGGUUGACAUCAGGUUAGUUGUGUGCGACUUCGUGGCUACAACUGACUUUGAGGUCUCUGUAAAUAUCGGCGAAACUGUCCAUGUGUUGAAAGUGAAUGGGGAGUGGUGCGAUGUUAAAGACCAUUUCGGAAAGACGGGUUUUGUUCCAACAGAGUGCUUGCAACAAGUUGUAGCAAAGAACAUUAAAGAGAAAUAUUCCCCUGUAACUUACACUGUGGCUAACAUUGCGCCGAGUUCCAACAGAAACCAAGUUUCUACGAACCCUGAACCGCCUGCAUUCGAUUCAGGGACGUAUAGAGUGAAGAAGCGAAGAGAUUCCCAACCACAGAUGCAAAAUAACCAACCAGAGCAAAACAAGUCCUCACUUAGUGGGGCAGUCCAGCCUAUGAAAGGAAUCAGUCGUUCAAAUCCAGUUGGUUCAAAACCCCGACAAAAAUACAAACAUUCGAACUCGUUGACUGCAUUAAACCCUUCGCCAGGAAAUGAAGGUAAAACCGUGUCGAGAAAAAGUGAGUAUUCGAAGCCUAAUCGAAGUGCUAGCCACAUCCAAAGAAGCUACAGCCUCCGAGAGCAUAAGAUCCCACAUUCAUCAAGUGCUGGUGAACUUAGCACAUCAUCCAGCCCAAUAUUCCAUCGAAACACCCCUCGAUAUAUAUCAUCCUCAUCACGCAGCGACACAAACUCGACAUGUAGCUCCGACUCCACCAAAUCAGCCCCAACCCCCACCCAACCCACUGUCCCCCCACAUCGGGGAAAACCGUCAAAAAAACUUCACCAAGAAAUCAUUUUAUCUUUUGACCCGCUAGCGAGUGAUGAAAAACCCCCAGAUUUACCUGUUCGAACGACAUCAAACAAGCGUGCUACCCGCGCUGCCCCGCCGCCCCCCACUAAGUCACCAGCUGCUAAUGUUUCAACCGAUGUCUCACCCAAGAGAAAUAUGUCACCACCUAAAAGGCCUCCACAACCGAGGGUGAAGUCAAAGAAAAACAACCAACCACAAAUAUCCCCUCAACAAAAGCAAAGAAUUGAAAAGAUACGCAGUGAGAUAGAGGAAUAUUGCCGCAUGCGAAAGGAUCUCGAGAAUCUUUACAACGGAACACUCGAUGGAAAGGAACGAAUGGAGAUCUCGGAAAACAAACAAUUUGUCAACUCUAAGCUGACGAGGCUGCAGAAAGAACUGCAUGAAAUCGUGUCUGGAGAUCAUUUAUAUGAAAGUGUUGAUCAAUACUUGAAGCCGGAAGUUGAACCUGAAGCUGAAUAUGAAAGUAUUGCACGAGCCCCCACCCCGCCCCCAAUAGAACAAGUAGAAGACUUGAAACGCAAGCGAUCGACCAAACGCAAGCACGUGGUGUGCGAGAUUAUUAAGACCGAGGAAGAUUUCUUACAAGACAUAACGAUCGCUAUCAUUGAUAUUAUGGAACCAUUGAUUGAUCGAGAGCUCCCUCCAGAUAUAAGGAUUGACAUUCUCUUUGGAAACAUUACGGACGUCAAAGCUUUUUCUGAAGAGUUUCUUGCAGCUUUGAAAGCAAUUCCUAAUCCACCAACAGGAGAGCAAAACAUUGGCAAAGUAUUUUCCCGUUUCUCGCCCCAAAUGAAGGAGGUAUACAAAGUAUAUUGCCGCAACCAUGAUGAUGCAACCUCACUCUUAGAGAAAUAUGAGGAGGACCAGGAGUUUCAGGUUCCAUUGCAGGAGUGCCUUAAGAAUGCUAAGGAGAAAGUGAACACGUUUGACCUCGGUUCCUUCCUCAUCAAACCUGUGCAAAGGAUGUUGAAAUACCCGCUGUUGUUGCAAGAGUUGUUGAAACUUACCGACCAUGGUGAUAGUGAGGGUGAUGCGUCGUAUAGAGAUCUUAUAAACGCAGUGAAGCUGAUGCAGAAAGCUGCCAACGAGAUUAAUGAAGAUAAAAGGAAGAAGGAUUUAGUUCGUAAAUACCGCCGCGGUAGCCAAGAAACCAAGUUGACGGGCAAAAUAUCUCGUCUUACGAUUCACUCGGUGAAGAAGAAGACGGCACGAAUGUCUCGGAGGAUCGGUCAUGUGACUGGAAUCGGUCAACCGGAAACUGUAGAUGAAAGGUUUAACGCGGUCGAGAAAAGAUUUAAAGAGUUGGAGAAAUGCGUGAAGGAAUUCUUGUUAAACAUUGAGAAUAUUUGCACCAAGUUCCGUGACGAACUUGCUGGUGAAUUACUGCUUGCUGAAGAUAUCUAUGAUUAUUAUUCAUCCGACCACACGAGGGGAGUAAAGUGCUACACGACGACGUCGAGGAAAAUAUCAGAACAACUUUACCGACAGUUUCACGACCAGAUUCAACUAAACACCGCCUCCCCCCUCUCCUCCUUCCUCGUCCGAUGCAAAGGACCGCAAGCCCUCAUCGAGAAGAGGUUUGAUAAAUUACUCGAUUACGAACUCUGUCAACGAAACUCAGACUCCAAGGAAAAGAUACAGAUGGCGAUGAACGUGUACGAAGCACUAAACCAACAAUUACUUGAUGAAUUACCAAUAUUAUGUAAACUUGGUGCUCGCUUGUUACAAACAUGCAUAUCUACAUUCAUUACAUUACAAGUGAAACUACAACGCAAGAUAUUAAAGGAGUUACACUCAGUUCAUUAUAUGUUGGAAAAUGAUUGUGAAACACUGGAAGGUAAACCUGAUCUGGCAUCACUGGACAGCACAAGUUUGAUGGAAGAGUUCAAUCACGAGCAUAACCAGGUGGUGUUUGAUGUAUCUCGCUUCCUCAUCGUGCCGGGAUCAUUCGGAGCCCUCAUCUCAACCAAGUCAAACGAGGAACAUCGUAGAAGAUCUUCAGUGAGAAGCACGACGUCUAUUCCUUCUAUACCGAUUCAAACCCAGCAACAGCGUGACCACGUUACCACCAAACACCCCCCACCCUCCAUACACGUGUGUACGUCACCCCACCACCCCACACAGAAGGUGGAGUUAGCCGUCAACACGGGUGAUAUAGUUGGGGUCAUGAAGACCCAGGACCCCAUGGGGAAUACCCAACGCUGGUUCGUUGAUAACGGAGCCAGCCAAGGGUUCCUUCCAUGUUCCAUUUUACACCCAUACACCCCCAACCAUCUUACCCCUAAUUCACCCACAACGCCCCGCCAUAUGAACCCCACAUUCACCCCUGAACAAACCCCAAGCCCCAAACCUCGCCGUAGAACGGUAAGCCCCACCCCUUCCUCAUCGUCGGCCGACAUCGGGGUUUACAAGCAAACAUCCGCGGGAUUUGAAGCUUCCAAUCCCCGCCAAGAGAUCGGGGUUUAUAGCCAGAUUUCUACGGGCUUUGAGGCCUCCAGUCCCCGCCAACGUUCGUCGCCGUCCCCGUCCCGAGGAAGCUCCGUCUACCAUUUGCGCGAGAGCGCUAGCCAGGGGGAACUACCCGAUGACGUAUUAACCGAAGUUUUCGAAGAAGAAGAGGAAAUGAUGGACGAAUCAGAGUAUGGUGACGUCACACACGCCAAUUGUGACGUAAACAAAGAGUAUUAUCGCGUCGAAUAUUCGUUCAUUGCGCGAAAUAAACUUGAGCUUACAACGGAGGCUGGGGAGAUGUUGGGCUUGCUGGUUCCGCACGAUUUGGAAAACAACAACGAAUGGUGGCUAAUGUCAUCCGCUAGUGGGCAGCAGGGAUACGUCCCCGCUAAUUAUUUGACGAAAGCUGAAUAUUUGUGAAACCGAUGUCGUAUCCGUUUUAACACCUCGUGUGUCAUUCAUUUUAUUUUUAUUGUUUUUAAACAAUGAUUGUUUGUUUGUGCACUUAGCAAUCUAUUAUCAGCAUUGUGACGUAACUAGGUGCUUUAUGACGUGGACAAUGAUCAGUAUUACGUCACAAUUAUGAAUUCAUCGGAAACAAAGGUAUCAUUGUUUAAAUCAUAAUCAACAUAUUAUUACAUAUGCUGCAUAUUUUACCUUCUUAUUUCGUAAUAAUACAUACUAUGACGUCAUA